Striga hermonthica is the source of this 1431-nucleotide messenger RNA. Lineage: Eukaryota; Viridiplantae; Streptophyta; Magnoliopsida; Lamiales; Orobanchaceae. The record is from the annotation of a GenBank genome assembly.
AUGAAAGGAGGCAUUCAAGGACUCAAAAUUUCACAGGUCUCCCUCUUCCUUCUUGGGUUAGUGUGUGUUGCUGUGCUUGCAUUGACAUGGAAGAAGACCGCAUUGCUGGCAUCGUUCGUCCCUUCUUCCCAGAGUAGUGUCUUGCAACUGGAUCACAUAGAUGAUCUUGACAAUGUUACAGAAAGAACAAGGUCACAAGAAGUUUCUCAAAGAGAAAAUAAAUCAAAACACGAAGAGGACGUGGCAGAAUCAUCUGUCAAAAAAAUUCUUCCCAGUGUUGCAGAAAAAACAAAAUUACACGAACACCCUGAUGGAAAAAACAUAUCAAAACAAGCAGAAAAUGAGCCACAGAAAUCUCUCAAACCAUUGGAAACAAGAAACUUUUCGGCUAGCACUGAAAGAAAAGAUUGUAAUUAUGCAAAAGGUAAAUGGGUGUUUGACGAGAGCCGACCUUUAUAUUCUGGUUUCGGCUGUAAGCAAUGGUUGUCGCCAAUGUGGGCCUGCCGCCUGACACAGCGUACAGAUUUUGAAUACGAAAAACUACGCUGGAAACCGAAGGACUGUAAAAUGGAAGAAUUCACGCGUUCCAAGUUUCUGCAGAGAAUGCCGAAUAAAACCCUGGCAUUUGUUGGGGACUCGCUCGGCCGGCAGCAGUUCCAAUCCUUGAUGUGCAUGGUGACAGGCGGAGAGGAAAGGCCUGAUGUCCUAGAUGUGGGCCAUGAAUACGGGCUCGUCAAAGCCCGCGGUGCCAUCAGGCCCGACGGCUGGGCCUACCGUUUCUCCAGCACCAACACCACAAUCCUCUACUACUGGUCCGCAAGUCUCUGUGAUUUACAACCGAUCGACCCUUCUGACCCAAAUACCGAAAUCGCGAUGCACCUCGACCGGGCCCCUUCGUUUUUAACCCGGUUUAUUCACAAAUUGGACGUCCUUAUUCUCAACACGGGCCACCACUGGAACAGAGGUAAACUCAAGGCCAACAAGUGGGUCAUGUAUGUUGGUGGAGCCCCCAAUACGAACAGGAGAAUAGCGGAAAUUGCAGGCGCGAAAAAUUUCACCGUACACAGUAUUGUGAAAUGGGUUGAUUCACAGCUGCCUUUGUACCCCAGUUUGAAAGCUUUUUUCCGUUCUAUUUCGCCUAGGCAUUUUUUCAACGGGGAUUGGAAUACGGGGGGGACUUGUGACAAUACUACCCCUCUUUCCGGAGGGAAGGAGGUUUCGAAAGACGAUUCUAGUGACCCUGAUGCUGCCGACGCUGUAAGGGGGACUAACGUGAGGCUUUUGGAUAUAACAGCUUUAUCUGAGUUAAGGGACGAGGGGCAUAUUUCCCGUUACAGUAUUCGAGCAACGCCCGGGAUGCAGGAUUGUCUGCACUGGUGUAUGCCUGGAGUUCCCGACACAUGGAACGAGAUUUUAUUCGCUCAAAUAUGA